Messenger RNA from Apis cerana (Asiatic honeybee), 1999 nucleotides. It is a transcript of the gene pasi1, whose product is annotated as septate junction component pasiflora 1. The record is from RefSeq and is a predicted model, not a curated record. Gene Ontology annotation, biological process: septate junction assembly; regulation of tube length, open tracheal system; establishment of glial blood-brain barrier. Gene Ontology annotation, cellular component: plasma membrane. Lineage: Eukaryota; Metazoa; Arthropoda; Insecta; Hymenoptera; Apidae.
ACCGACAAUGCUCGAUUCUUGGUAAUAUGCAUAUUAACUUCGAUACUUUUAUCCUUGCAUUGUCAAGGUACAGCGCGUUAAACGAUGCUAUUCUUUCAUCGUUAACUGCCAUCAACGGUUACGAAACACAUAAGAUUUUAUUCGCUGUUUGUUGUAAAAACAAUUGUUUCGUACAAUAUCGUAAAAAAAUUAUUAGUCUUAAAAUUAUAAACUCUUUAUUGUAUAUAUUUUUUAUAACAAAUUAAGAAUGAAAUUCAAUGAAAAGUGUAUUCAAUGUUUUUCAAUUUUAGAAUAUUAUUGUUAAGAACAUUUUUUUCUUCAUUUUUUUUCAUUUUUCUUUGUAUUCCUUUGUUAAGAUAAAUAUUUCUAUAGUCUUUAAUUAAUUUAUUUAUUUCUUAAUUGUGUUAAACUUAUUUGUAAUAAAAAACUAGGAAAAAAUAUACAUAUAUUUUGUCAGAUUAUUUUUGACUUUAUUGAAAGAGCCGCCAUAAUAGUCCUCUUAGUGGAGGGAAUGUGAACGGCACCAUUAAUAGUAUACUGUGUGUCGCUAUAUAUUCACUGUUAAAAAUAUAAAAUUUGCUAAAUAAUUAAGAUAUUUGAAUUAUUUCAAUAGAAUCAAUUCGAUAAUAAAUAAUAAAUUUCUUUAAUAAAUAUGAAUAAUCUGUAAAAUUAAAUAGGUCAAGCGAUAUCUGAUAACCAAUCACAUAUAAUAAAAGAAAUCGAAUAAACUAAACUAAAUGAAUCAUUAAUUAUUAUUAUGAACAAUAUAUAAUUACAAAAAUAACAAUCAAAAUACAAAUUUUAAUAUAAUUUGCAUCAAUUUAUUGACAAUACAUUAAUUUAAGAUGUAUGUUUGAACUUGUUCUGGACAAGUUUUCUUCAAUUGUUUUUAAUAUUUUAAUAUUGAAUAAUGUUUUUUUUUGUUGUAUAAUUUAAAAUGUACGUAUUAUAUAUACUUAAAAUGAAACUUGAAUUUUGAAAUGAAUUUAAAAAAAUUAUAUUUUCUUAAAUUUAUUCCCUAGCAUUUUUUCUAGUUUUAUAGGAUUUAUAUGUUGGUACACCUUUUGCGUGUCGACGCCCAAGCGUUACACUAAUAACAACAAGUAGGUGUAUUUACGAGUUAGAUCAUCCACAUUUUCUAAUAGCUAAUGAACGUGACGAAUAGUUAUUGUAUGUGAAUUUUUAUUUUAAUAAAACCAUGACAAUUUUGGAAACCUGUUGGUCACCAUUUGUUUGGACCAAUAAUAUCAAGACAGGAUGUAAAGCUAUUGCCUUUUAUACAAUUGCUAUUAGUAUAAUAUCUAUUACAUUAAUUUCCUAUCAAUUAAAUGGAGGUGAUUCAACUCAAUUAUAUAAUCCUCUUUUUGAGGCUGAUGUUAGAGGAUCAAUGCAAGUUGUGGGAGGAUUUUUCAUCUUUUAUUUUAGUCUUCUGAUUAUAUCAGGUGGUUUGAUGAUACAUGGAAUAAAAGAAGGAAUAAGAGGAUGGUUACUUCCUUGGCUUAUAUUAUGGUUUAUUGUAUGUUUAUUUCAAUUAGUUUUUGGACUUUGGCUUAUAGGAGGAUAUUAUAUUUAUCUUGAUGCAACGUUUGCAGCAAUGUGCAUUUGGUUGUGGAUGUCGUAUAAUAUAUACUGUUGGUUAGUAGUACUAUCGAUGUACAAAAUUUUUGAGGAAUUGCAAUCUCCAAACAUAGAACUUCUAUGGCCUUAAAUAGCUACAUAAUACUAAUUAUAAGAUGUAGGAUACAUUGAUUGACACCAAAGUAAGAUACAUCUAUAAUUUUCUACUUUGUAUAUUAUUUUUCAUAGAAAGUGUUUAUUCAAAGAAAUAUUUAAAAUAAUUUAAAUCAAACUAAAACCAUACUAUGUGUUCAUUUUGAUUAUUUAUUUUGAUACAUCUAGUAUUAUAAAUAUUGUGAACACAUAAGUACCAUACUUAGUGUCAGUAAUGUACAAUUAGUUCGAUGCCUUGAAAGUUUAUAACUUUCACAUUUUAACAAAA